CAGAAAACUUGCUUGCCUUUCUGCUUUACCUUCUUCCUCUCUGUCUGCGCUCUAACCCUAAGAGCACCUCCCCUGCGCCGUCCGAACAUAAAUGGCGGAGACUCCCAAGAGAGCCGUGCAUUCCACGAGAAGCUCCAAGCAACCGCCGUCGUCCGCCACCAAACCCCUGCCGUCGCUCACGCCUUCGACCCCCCAAACCUCGACCCCUCGCCGAUCAACUCGCCGGACCUCGCUGAGUUUUGACUCGGAGACUCCGCGGAAACAGAUCGAUCUCAUUGAGAAGGCGAUUGGGGAUUCGGUGAAGGAAACUCCGAGAGAUGCGAAGACCCCGAGGAGAAAAUCCAGUGGAAUUCCCAAAACUCCCGAUGUGAAAACCCUAGAUUCUGCGAAAAAGGAUAAAAAACCUAAUCGGAAAGGGGAGAAAGGUCUGGUAGAUGACAAAGUUUCACUCUCUCCAGUAUCGCCGGAGCAACCGGAGUCGAGGAAGAGAAAACGGGAAAAUGGGAGAACGGUGGUUACUCGAGCUAUGGCUUCGAAAGGUAAGAGCUCCGAAAAGAAGAAGAAGGUCGUGCACGAUGGCGGAGAAUUCGAGGUCGGAGAUGAUGUGUAUGUGAGGAGGAGAGAGGGCGCGAGCUCAGACGAUGAAGACCCCGAAAUGGAGGAGUGCAGGGUGUGCUUCAAGUCUGGAAAAGCAGUGAUGAUUGAGUGCGAUGAUUGUCUAGGUGGGUUCCAUUUGAAAUGUCUGAAACCGCCAUUGAAGGAGGUUCCGGAAGGAGAUUGGAUUUGUUGGUUCUGUGAGGCUGGCAAGAUGGGAAAAAGGGUUCAGCUUCCGGUGCCGACAAAAGGUGGGUCGGUAUCGAAGAAACGAGUGCAUUACAAGAAGGUCGUGCACGAUGGCGGAGAAUUCGAGGUCGGAGAUGAUGUGUAUGUGAGGAGGAGAGAGUACGCGAGCUCAGACGAUGAAGACCCCGAAAUGGAGGAGUGCAGGGUGUGCUUCAAGUCUGGAAAAGCAGUGAUGAUUGAGUGCGAUGAUUGUCUAGGUGGGUUCCAUUUGAAAUGUCUGAAACCGCCAUUGAAGGAGGUUCCUGAAGGAGAUUGGAUUUGUUGGUUCUGUGAGGCUCGCAAGAUGGGCAAAAGGGUUCAGCUUCCGGUGCCGCCCAAAGGAAAGAAACUGGUAAGAACAAUGAGGGAGAAACUUCUUUCCAGUGAUUUGUGGGCUGCUCGUAUUGAAAGGAUAUGGAAAGAAGUGGAUGGUAGCUACUGGUGUAGUGUACGUUGGUAUAUUAUCCCUGAAGAGACUUCUUCCGGAAGACAACCACAUAAUCUGAAGAGGGAGCUUUAUCGCACUAAUGAUUUUGCUGACAUUGAGAUGGAAUGUGUCUUGCGACAUUGUUUUGUCAAGAACCCUAAAGAAUAUACCAAAGCCAGUGACGAAGGGGAUGAUGUUUUCUUAUGUGAAUAUGAAUAUGACAUUCAUUGGCACAGUUUCAAAUGUCUUGCUGAGAUUGAUGAUGAUGAAGAGGAUGCUGACAGUGAUGAAGAUUGGAAAGUCAGCAAGGAUGUAGACUCUGACACUAAUGCUGAAGAAACUGACAGUAAUGAACAUUGGAAAGUCGGCAAGGAUGUAGACUCUGGCACUGAUGAUGUGUUGUAUGAUGAAGAGGAGAGCAUUCGAAAUAUACGAGCUAAAUCAUGUUCAGCUCAUAAGUUAGCUGCUAACUCAAGAAAGGGACGGUUCUUUGGACUUGAAAAGGUAGGGAUGAAGAAAAUCCCAGAGCAUGUAAGAUGCCACAAGCGAACUGAACUUGAAAGAGCAAAAGCAGCACUUGUGUUGGCCUCGAUGCCAAAGUGUCUUCCUUGCAGGAAUAAGGAAAUGGAGGAGAUUACUUCCUUUAUCAAAGAUGCUAUAUGUGAUGAUCAGUGUCUUGGUCGUUGCCUGUACAUCCAUGGUGUUCCUGGAACUGGGAAGACAAUGAGUGUCCUGACAGUAAUGAAGAAUCUAAGGUCUGAAGUUGAUGCAAGAAGCAUAAGGCCUUACUGUUUUGUGGAGAUUAAUGGUCUAAAGUUGGCAUCACCAGAAAAUAUAUAUAGGGUUGUAUAUGAAGCAUUGAGUGGGCACAGAGUUAGUUGGAAAAAGGCUCUUCAAUUGUUGAAUGACCGAUUUUCAGAAGGCAAAAAGUUUGGCAAAGAGGAUGACCGACCUUGUAUUCUUCUCAUUGACGAACUUGAUCUUCUUGUUACCAGAAAUCAGUCGGUUCUUUACAACAUUCUUGAUUGGCCUACUAAACCACAUUCCAAAUUGAUUGUGAUAGGCAUAGCAAAUACAAUGGAUCUUCCAGAGAAGUUGCUUCCUCGUAUUUCAAGCCGUAUGGGAAUCCAAAGGCUUUGCUUUGGACCCUAUAACUUUCAACAACUUCAAGAAAUCAUUUUGAGUCGCCUUAAAGGAAUUGAUGCAUUUGAAAAACAAGCUAUAGAGUUCGCUUCAAGAAAGGUAGCAGCUAUUUCAGGAGAUGCUCGUCGUGCUCUAGAGAUUUGCAGGCGUGCAGCAGAAAUCACUGACUAUCGUGUAAAAAAACUGAGGUCAAAUCCAAUUAACGCUUCUGAAGGAAAAGCUAUUGUCGGCAUGGCAGAUGUUGAAGCAGCCAUUCAAGAGAUGUUCCAGGCACCUCAUAUUCAAGUGAUGAGAAGUAGUUGUAAACUGAGUAAAAUUUUCUUGACUUCCAUGGUGCAUGAGCUCUAUAAAAUGGGAAUGGGUGAAACCACCUUUGAAAAGUUGGCAAUGACCGUUUCAUGUCUCUGUACAAGCAAUGGAGAAGCAUUUCCUGGACAUGACACACUCUUGAGAGUCGGGUGUAAGCUUGGUGAAUGCAGGAUUAUCCUAUGCGAAUCGGGGGCUAAACACAGGUUGCAAAAGUUACAGCUCAACUUUCCAAGUGACGAUGUAGCAUUUGCACUGAAGGACAGCAAGGAGCUACCUUGGUUGACCAAGUAUCUUUGAUUUAAGUCCAAGCAAAAAACACAAAGAACAUUAUCGAAAAUUAAAAAUAUAUUUAUUCAUAAAGAGCAGCAAUUUUGACCUUCCAUCGUGGUUUUUACUUUUUAAUUAUAUAUUCUUGUUGUAAACUGAGGUAUUUACCAUACUUGGA
This is a messenger RNA of Morus notabilis, 3146 nucleotides long. Its product is annotated as origin of replication complex subunit 1A. Bases 92 to 2998 code for a protein of 968 amino acids. Gene Ontology annotation, biological process: DNA replication initiation; mitotic DNA replication checkpoint signaling. Gene Ontology annotation, cellular component: nuclear origin of replication recognition complex. The record is from RefSeq and is a predicted model, not a curated record. The transcript is spliced from 16 exons. Gene Ontology annotation, molecular function: ATP hydrolysis activity; chromatin binding; ATP binding. Lineage: Eukaryota; Viridiplantae; Streptophyta; Magnoliopsida; Rosales; Moraceae.